Messenger RNA from Apis laboriosa (Himalayan honeybee), 2111 nucleotides. RefSeq names its product protein FAM98B. Gene Ontology annotation, cellular component: tRNA-splicing ligase complex. NCBI's taxonomy places the organism in Eukaryota, Metazoa, Arthropoda, Insecta, Hymenoptera, Apidae. Bases 177 to 1784 code for a protein of 535 amino acids. The transcript has 7 exons. The record is from RefSeq and is a predicted model, not a curated record.
UUAUCAUAAACCAAAUAAGCAAAAACAAAGUAUACAUUAUGUAUGUUAUUACUUAUACGACAUCUAUUUAUUCUUUCUUAUAUACCCUAAAUUAAAAAAUUUGGUGACAUUGACAGCGUAUACGGCAAAGGAAAGUAUUGUGUGUAAUUUGUUGAUAUUUUUAUUAUUUUGUCAAAAUGGAACUUAAAUUAUUGGAGAGAAUAGAAAAACUUGGGUAUAAUGGUCAACUGAUAGAACCUAAUAAAUUUAAAGAAGCCUUAAAACAAGGUCCAAAAUCACCAGAAUUUACAAAACUUGUAGCAUGGUUAGCAGAUGAGAUUGCACUACUAAAUGAUAUGGAUGAAACUAUUCAUGCAAUAGUGUCACCAGAUGAUUCUAGUUCUUUCUUAUUAGAAUUAAGCUGUUUUCUUAAGGAAUUAGGAUGUAUGAAUGAGAGAUUAAUGACUGGUAAUGUUAAUACAAGAUUAACAACUGAACAAGAUAGAUAUAUCUUAUUAGAUUUUUUGGGAGCAGAAUUAAAAACUUGUAGAUUAUUAGAAUUUAAAAAACAUAAAAAUUUAAAUUCCACUGCUGUUGUUGUUGAAGAGAGUGAUACAGCUAAGGAUCUUAAAGAUAUGUUAAUAGCUUUAAAUUUUGAAAAACCACCAAAUGAUAUUACUUCAGAAAAGCUUUUUACAAGACUGGAGAAUAAAUUGACUGAAGUAUUAAAAAUAGCUCCUUCUGAACUUGUAGGACAACCAUUAAUUACUCAUGAAUUCUCAGAAGCAGAUUGGAAAGACCUUCAACAUAUACAACAAGAAUUACAUGAUGAGUACAGAGUGCGCCGUGAUAUGUUGCUCAAAAGACUUGAUGUAACAGUACAAUCUUUCCUAUGGUCAGAUAGAAUUAAAGCUCAAGAGGCUGAAUUAAAUAGACGUUAUGAAGAAACUAGAAAAUUUUUAAAUGCAGAACCAGACAUUACAAUUGCUGAUUUAUUAGCAGCAAGAGAUGAUAUUGCAUUAAUGGAAAAAACAAGCAAUGCAAGUGUUAGAAAAAAUACUCAAAGUGAAAUUAAUAAAGUUAUUAUAGGAGAAGUACCAGACAGAGGUGGAAGACCAUAUGAACAAGAACCACCACCACCUGAAAUGCCACCUUGGCAAAAAGAUAGGGUACCAGGACCUUCAACUAGUGGAGGUCGAGGAAGUGGAAGUAAUAGAGGCAGUGGUCGUGGAAGAGGCAAUUUUCAAAAUUCUAAUGCCACUUAUAUCAAUGAUAAUAGAAAUUCAUAUAGUGGUCAUGGAGAUAGUGGACAUCAAAGUUCAAAUUUUGCUCUUAAUAGUGGUGGAUAUGGUGGACAAGGAGGAAAACAAGGAGGUGGUUAUGGAGGAGGGUAUGGAGGGCAAGGAGGAGGAUAUGGAGGAGGAUAUGGAGGAGGACAAGGAGGAGGAUAUGGAACAGGACAAGGAGGAGGAUAUGGAGUAGGACAAGGAGGAGGAUAUGGAGCAGGACAAGGAGGAGGAUAUGGAGGAGGUCAAGGAGGAUAUGGAAGUGGAUUUGGAACUGGUGGAAAUAAUAGUUAUAGUGGAGAUAAUAGAGAUGGAGGAUAUGGUCAUCGAUAUUGUAAUCCAGGUAAUAUAGGAUUUACAUCUCAAUCCGAGUAUAAAAGUGGACAACAAUAUCAAAGAGGAGGUUCCAGUGGUCGAGGAAGAGGAGGUAGAGUUCAGGGAGGAUGGAAUCAAGGAAUAGAUAAUUAUCAACGUGGCGGAUAUAAUCGUGGUGGAAGUCAAGGAGGACGACAAUAUUAAAAUAUUUUAUGUAAUGUAUUUAUUAUGAAUGUAAUAUUAAUAGUAAAAGAUAUUUGCAUCACAGAGCAUAAUAAUUAAUAUCAAUGAAUUUCUAUAUAACAAACUAAACUAAAUGCUUAAAAUUUAUAUAUCUAACAUUGUUUUUAGACAUUAUAUAAGUUAUAAAAUGCAAAUAUUAAUUCUAAACUAAAAAUGAAUAAGAAACAUUGAUAUUAUUCAUAGAAACAUAAAUAAUUUACUCUUAUAUGAAUUAAAGUAAUCAUUGUAUCCUGUUUUAUAAGACUUUCUUGUGUUCUGAAUAUUAAUUUUGGCUAUGUAUUCGUUUGA